Molecule: messenger RNA, 4262 nt
Organism: Drosophila willistoni
Lineage: Eukaryota; Metazoa; Arthropoda; Insecta; Diptera; Drosophilidae
Gene: tamo
Product: protein tamozhennic
Exons: 4
Coding region: 665-3127 (820 amino acids)
Cellular component (GO): cytoplasm
Source: RefSeq, a predicted model, not a curated record
AUUUUCUAAGUACACGGGUUCGCGGUCGGUUAAAUUGUUAUUAUUUUUUAUUUCAAUACGCAAAUACAAUGGAAAACCCUAAAACUGGUUAAAUUCGGAGUGCAAGUGCAGCAACAAAAGUGAAAUAGCAAUGCAAUAAGCUGAAAUUUAUAAGAAGAAAGUGAAAUAAAGAGAAGAAGAAAGAAGAAGCAGUGACAAGUGGCACUGGCAGAGGUUGAAAUAUUUGUUAAUAGCAUUACAAAAGCAACUGCAACGAAGUCUCAACUACGGCAACAGCAGCUGGUUUCAGCAACAACAAACAACAUCAGACCAGUUAGGUCCAUCAAUUGCGGAAGCUGUCGCAGUCUCAUCGUGUUUCCUUUCGGAGUGCUAAAAAUAAACGUAAACCACCUACACAUACGCACGCCAGCAGCCUCAAGAGAGUGGGAAAGGGAUAGCGAUUGUGGGGCAACACACACAAGCACGCACACAUCCAAGCAGCAAAAUUUGGCAACGAAACACCAGAAGGCAGGGAAAUCUGUUCCCUGUGUCCCCCCGCUGUCACCGCUCCCGCACCAGUGAAAGCAAUGCAAAGGAUAAUGCAAAAAUGAAAAUUCGUAAAAGCAUUUUAAGGAAUUUCUGAGAGUACGGCUCAUUGAAUGCGAGUCCUUGACCGCAUAGCAUUAUGUCGGACUUUGUUCCCCGCGAAAUCUUGCCCGAUCUGUGGGCGGAGAUAUUGCGUUACCAUUGGUCGUUCCUUGAAACGGAGGAAAGUAUCCAAAAAUUGGAGGAGCGUAAAAAGUUGGAAGGCUGCCUCAAGGAAUUUCUCUGUGUGGUGCCGCAUGAUCGCAAGUUCUUCCUACCCGAAACGGAGCAGGUGCUGCGGAAGACUGUGCGAGAAUUACCAAGUUUUACAGCCCAAAAUGCUAUAGUGGGCUUUGAGGCCAUCAGUCAGUAUGCCAAUAAUUUGUUCACGAAACCCUGGCGCAAGGAGUUUCGGGUACUUAGGACCUACUCCGGCUACUAUCAGCAUGAGGUUCAGUCCAAUCUAGUGGACGCUGAUAAGCUUUUGCUUGCUAUGGGCUACCGAAAGACCGCGGAGGAUACCUUUGUCCUUGACGGUCCAAUUUGUCCGGAUCAAGUAACUAAUGUCUCUAGAGAUGCCAUGGCCGCCUAUGUGGAAUGUCAGAUUAUGAAGACCAUCUACGCUGGAUUAACCGCAGCUGGAUUCACCUGCAGUUGGCAGGAUAUCUUCCAUUAUCGCGAACGGCAUGUCGGAGGCACCACACAAACAAUUAAGGAGAUGGCCUAUCGACUGAGCGAGAAGAGGCGUAAGCCCAUUGAGAACACCUACAGCAACGUGGCAGUAGCGGCACCGCCAAGUAAGGGGUCAACAGCUGCCUGCGCCGUUCACGGGAAUCCCAGUUGUGUGUACCAUCCCAAUAACCCGCCUAUGAAUCUCAUGUACAAAGAGGCGGGUAAAUUCCUACCGCCAUAUCCCGCUCCACCGACAUCACAGCCGUCGACCACGUUGAUGACGCACUCCCGCAGUCUAGAGCACUAUCAUGAGCCACAUGCCGUACUGCCGCAUCGCCACUCGUUCGAGCAGCAUCAGCAGUGUCACCAUCCUCAUCCAUCCUCGCAUCCUCAUGUUUAUGAAACGCCAUACGAUUGCCUGGACGGAUUGAGCCUUAGCAGUAGUGCCUCAUAUGCGGCUGUGGCUGGUGCCUACAAUGCCCCCGGGAAUCGUUACCCUCUGCCAUACAACAUCUCCAGCCAGCUACAAAACGCUCAAUACGGCUCGCCCUCCGAUGGCUAUGGCACGAUGGAACAGAAUAUGUAUGCCACCAUUGAGAAACCAGUGUCAGGUUCAACGGCAGCACAGACUCCAAUGCACAGCUGUGGCUAUCACCAGCCGGCGCCCUCGGCAGCUGCCCUGGCUGCUAUGCAACAUCGCCAGAGCACAUAUCCGCCGGAUCAUCAUCUUAUCGAUUUUGAUGAGCGUGCCCAACUGACGCAGCAUGACUUUGGGAAACACGAGUACGACCCGCGAAUGUAUCAGGUGGCGACUCCACGGGGGUCCGGCCAAAAUAGGUCACAAAUUAAUGCUAUGUAUGCUCAACCCCGGGACUCAGUGGCCUAUCAAGGCUACGAUCUGCCUACCACAUUACCUCAGCCGCAGACGUCACGAUCCACCGCGGCACAGGACAUGUAUGUCUAUGCUCGUCCUACGCCCAAAAGCAGCCGCAUGCGAUCUCUGGCCGAGGCGGGCGGCAGCAAUUCGACUGACAAGCAUAGGCAUGCUGAGCUGAUGCCACAAGACCCCAUGGACAAUAAUCGCAAAUCGCACAAGGAAUUGAAGGAGCGGCAAAGUGGAACGACUUCCGCAGAUAUCCGACAUCGUAGGGUACCAGUUAAUGAGCAAGAUAUACCCACUACCGUAUUGGAUAUGUCCGGAUAUGAAUCCCCUAGCCUGGAUGGGUUCACAACUCUGGGCAGCACUUCCCCUCCUCUGAUGCCUAAAGUUCAGGAGGGUGUGGGCAGCUUUGAGUCCUGGAAUUAUGUCUUUAAGAACCUGGAACGAUCUGGCUAUUCAAAAGACCUGGGCGACCGAGAAGAUCUGUUAAUGCAGAGUCUUGACUUGGACUCGCUAACCUUGAGCAAUGGUGCGGCUAGUCCGGCGGACAAUCGUCGUGAUGUAUCGACGGCCAAACCGUCAACAACUCGUUCCACAGCCGGUGCCCAUACGAAUCCUGACAGAGCGAAAUCUGCCUCCUCAACGCACCAGAGCAGACGUGAGCCCAGCCGCGUCGUUCAAGCCGCAGCUCCUACGCCCGCACCCAACAGCAGCAGUGCCGGCUUGAAGAAAAUGAAAUCCGCUCUGAAAACAGCUACGAUAGACAAUAGGGCCACAGGGUCUCGCAAUAAAACUGGCGCUAUAGCCAAACACCCGCCUCCUGUGUCCACACAACUGAUUGUGACUAGCCCCAAUGAAUGGAGUUGCCGCUUCUGCACGUUCCUCAAUCCAAAUACCAAACGCAUCUGUGAGAUGUGCUGCCGCAGCAAGGAUUUCAAUCUAGAGGCAGCUUCGGCGGCUGCGACAGCGGCGGCAUCCAAUGUGUCACAUGCAUCCUCCACAUGCGUUUAAGACAUCGUUAUCAUCAUAAUCAUAAUCGUCAUCAUCAAGCAUCAUUGUCAACUGUACUUUUCACCCUGAAAGUGAUAUAAACAGUAUAGAGAAAUGGAUAUAAAUUUAUAAUGCAUAAAUACAUAUUAUACAUAUAUAUAUAUAUAUUUUUGUACGAAAUCCGAAAACUGUUUAACCUCCGUAUAUGAGGUCUAGUCUGGUAUAGUUUAGGGCCUUCUUCUUGUAAAUACAUAUUACUUAGUUCCCUCCCACCCCCUCCCUUUAGUGCCAGCCCCAUCAUCGCAAUGCAUAGGUAGAUACAUAUAGAGAAUACAUGCUUUAAUUAGUUCUAGUUGGUUUUCCCUCCUCCUCCCCCCAUUUUAAAUUGGAUAAGGACAUUUCUGUUUCAAUUUAUGUGCCUCCCCGCUCUACCUUUAUAUUUAUAAUCAACCCAGAUGUGUGUGAGCAAUUGAGCAAGAGAAAGGUAGAAAGCAAAUUUUCAGCAUUGUGUAAAUUUCCGGUAAAACAAAAAGAAAUUAAAACUGAUAAUUAUAUACCUUAAAUAAAUAUACAUAGUUACCAUUUACAAGACAUAUAUUCGGAACGAGAAAGUAUAUUUAUAUCGCGCGUAUAUACAUACACACACAUUUAUAUAUACAUACAUAUAUGAAUAUAUAUUUUAUACUAGUUUAAUAUUAAAUACCAAACCAGCAAAUGUACCGAAAUUUUCAUCAAAAACAAAACAAAUCCAUACUUAACUACACUUAUAAUCCAAAAAUUUAACUUGAAAGACCGAGCUAAGCGUAAAUACGAUUACUUACCCACAUAAAAAUACAUAAAAACAAAUUGGUUGGAAGAACAGAUAAAAUAACAAACACGACUACAGGUUGUUAACUUAAAUCAAUUUUUAAAUUGCAAUAUUAGUUUCGUUAGUGCUAUGUAUACAUUUCCUGUUCUUUGCCCCGACGCGCCAACUUUUCCGAAUAGACUAAUGAAGAAGAUGCAAUCCCUUGUUUGAUCUACCCACCAUGCCACACCGCACAGUGUCCCACAAGUGAUUUGUUUGUUAGAAUUGUUACAAUUAAAACUAAGUGCGAAAUGUUAAACGAACCCUGAAUAAAAACAAAAACACAAAUAUUUUUAUAAACAGAUAAAA